Lichtheimia ornata is the source of this 1800-nucleotide messenger RNA. RefSeq lists its product as uncharacterized. Gene Ontology annotation, molecular function: ATP binding; microtubule binding; microtubule motor activity. The record is from RefSeq and is a predicted model, not a curated record. The coding region runs from base 1 to 1800 and encodes 599 amino acids. NCBI's taxonomy places the organism in Eukaryota, Fungi, Mucoromycota, Mucoromycetes, Mucorales, Lichtheimiaceae. The transcript has 12 exons. Gene Ontology annotation, biological process: microtubule-based movement.
AUGAAUCGAUCUGCACCAGCGAUUGAAAGAAGCACUCCCGCAAAGAGACGCAAGCUCGAUGGAUCAGCAAACAAAACGAAUGCAGCUCUUCACUCUUAUCACUCUUAUGCGUCUAUUCGUGAACAAGCAAUCUCUAAUGCCAAUCAAAAAAAGCGUCCCACAGGUCGUCAGGGCACAGUUGAUACGUAUUCGAAGAAUGUCCAACAUGAAGCAUCCAACACUGCUGAAGACGAAGAAGAGGAACCAGAAUCAACCGAGGUUGUUUGCCAGCGCCUAAUCGAAUUGCAAGCGAUGAGCCAGAGAGCCGAGCAACUUCAUGCCAAGAAUAAGGAAAAGCUGAUUCGACUACACGAACGCAGCAACCAAUUUCUGUUGAAAGAGAUCGGACCCCAACAAGCAAAGAUCCAAGAGUUACGAUUGGAAUUGGAAAGGAUACAAGGGCAGGCAGAUAGCAAAAAGUAUCGAAGGAAACAACAGGAAGAUGAGAUUGCAGCAGCAAAGGCAACCAUUGAGAAGACUGCAAAAGCCAUUGAGCAAACAAAGCUUGGAAUGCCAACAUUGAGUGCACGAGGACAGGAAUUGGACAAACGCAUGCAUGAAAAGGAUAUGGCAUUGGAAGAUGUGAGGAAAAGGAGGGCUGCCACGCAACAAGAAAUUGUAUCCAUGGAGAAGAGUUUGAUGCAAGCUGCACAACGACGUCGGAAGCUGUACAACACCAUCCAAGAGCUCAAAGGCAACAUCCGUGUCUUUUGCAGAGUGCGACCUGUUUUGCGCUCUGACAAGUCGCAACAACAUACGCGAAUUCGCUAUUCAUCCGAUGACAUUACGGACACGCUCGAAUUGGAAGACGACAUAUCCAGCAUGCUAGGAAAGCGCACUACCAAAAAGUACUCGUUUACGUUUGACAGGAUAUUCAAGCCAUCCACUUCACAAAGCGAGUGCUAUGAAGAUAUCGCAUACCUGGUACAAUCGGCACUUGAUGGCUAUAGUGUUUGCAUAUUUGCAUAUGGGCAGACUGGAAGUGGCAAGACGUACACGAUGCAAGGUCCUAGUACAGACGUGUCAGCUGAAACGGCAGGAAUGAUACCGCGAGCCAUUGAGCAGAUUUAUGAUCUUAUCCAAGAAUUGAAAAAGGAAGGAUGGGAGUACACUAUGGAAGGACAAUUUCUCGAGAUUUACAAUGAGACCAUUCAUGAUCUAUUGGGUGAUCCUACCACGUAUGGCAAAGUGAAGCACGAGAUCCAUCAUGCAAAAAACGGCAGAACUACAGUGUCACAGUUGAAAACAGUGCAUUUGGAUUCCCCAGCAACGUUGCAUGCUAUGUUACGAAAAGCCAACUUCAACAGAGCCACUGGAGCCACCAACAUGAAUGAAAGAUCAUCUCGUAGCCACAGCGUGUUCACCCUACGGAUAGCAGGCUUCAACCGAUCAGCCAAAGAAACAUGCACAGGCGUCCUCAACCUUGUCGACUUGGCAGGUUCAGAAAGACUUGCACUUUCAGGCGCUACGGGAGAACGCUUAAAAGAGACGCAGGCAAUCAACAAAAGCUUAAGCAGCCUUGGCGAUGUCAUCCAUGCCUUGAACAACAAUAGCAAAACAGAAAACAAUGCUCAUGUACCCUACCGGAACUCGAAGCUGACAUACCUCCUUCAAAACUCGCUUGGAGGCACGAGCAAAACCCUUAUGUUUGUGAACAUCUCGCCUUUGGCUGAGCACUUUAACGAGACGUUGUGUUCGCUUCGAUUUGCAAGCAAGGUUAAUGCGUGUCGUGUCGAGCUACCUAAAAGGCUGUUGAAAUGA